ACAGCAUCAGCUCACCAAUGCAAAGUAAGCAUGACUGCUAUCUUCCUGGUGUCCAUGCUUUUUGGCCUUGCUUGUGGACAAGCAACAUCUUUUUGUAUUCCAACUGAGUAUAUGAUGCAUGUCGAAAGGAAAGAAUGUGAUUAUUGCCUAACCAUCAACACUACCAUCUGUGCUGGAUAUUGUAUGACACGGGAUAUCAAUGGCAAGCUGUUUCUUCCCAAAUAUGCUCUGUCCCAGGAUAUUUGUACAUAUAGAGACUUCACGUAUAAGACUGUAGAAAUACCAGGAUGCCCACGCCAUGUUAGUCCUUAUUUCUCCUAUCCUAUAGCUGUAAGCUGUAAGUGUGGCAAGUGCAAUACUGACUAUAGUGACUGUAUACAUGAGGUCAUCAAGACAAACUAUUGUACCAAACCUCAGCAGUCCUACAUGGUGGGAUUUUCUAUCUAACUUCAAUAGCAAUGUAAUUUGCAAUUCAGUUCAAUGUGUUUGCUUGGAAUAAAACUCAUACUAUAUCAAUAUAUUUCACA
Molecule: messenger RNA, 527 nt
Organism: Molossus molossus (Pallas's mastiff bat)
Lineage: Eukaryota; Metazoa; Chordata; Mammalia; Chiroptera; Molossidae
Gene: TSHB
Product: thyroid stimulating hormone subunit beta
Exons: 3
Coding region: 31-447 (138 amino acids)
Biological process (GO): G protein-coupled receptor signaling pathway
Cellular component (GO): cytoplasm; extracellular region
Molecular function (GO): hormone activity
Source: RefSeq, a predicted model, not a curated record